AUGGCAUCGACAGUAAAAACAAUAGAUUUUAUUAAUUUUAUUAUAUCUGUUUAUAUUGGUUAUUUUAUUGUGAUUAGUGGUGUUAUUGGAAAUAUUAUUAAUACUCUUGUUUUUACACAAUUGAAAAUAUUUCGAAAAAAUCAAUCAGCAUUCUAUCUUACAGUUACAGCAAUCGUUCAGUCUAAUCAACUAAUUUUUGGAUCAGCAGUUCGUGUAACUACAGCUGCAUUUGGCUAUGAUCCAACACGAACAUCACUUAUUUGGUGUAAAAUUCGACAGUAUCUCCUUCAAUUUACUGCAGUUAUUUUAGCAAUUAUCAUGUGUAUUAUUGCUAUUGAUCAAUAUUUAGCGACAAGUUAUUAUGUUCAGUUAAGACAAUUAAGUACUCUUAAAAUAGCACAUUGUCUUAUUGCUAUUGUUAGUUUAUUCGCAGCAUUGUAUGGUAUUCCUUUUGCAAUUUUUACAGAAAUUCAUGUCGAUGCCGGUUGUGCAACAUUUAAUCCAACAUUUAACUAUUACUAUUCAUUCAUUCAUUUAUGUUUACUUCUUGGAGUUAUACCAAUGACAAUCUCGUCAUUAUUCAGUUUACUUGCUUAUCAAAAUGUUCGUCGUAUUAUACGACGACAAAUGCCAGUAGUUCGAAGACGUCUUGAUCAUCAAUUAACAGCGAUGAUACUUGUUCGAGUUGCUAUAUUUGUUAUCACAACUACUCCAUUUGUUUGCUUUCGAAUAUAUGAAAUAAACAAUCCAGUUGAUGUGAAUAAUGAAUUUGCUGUUGCAGUUGAUCGAUUAAGUAGUACUAUUAUUACUGCGAUCUUUACUAUUCAACAUGCAGGUGGUUUUUAUAUCUUUUAUCUCACAUCAAGUCAAUUUCGGCGACAAGUUAAAUGCUUAUUUCAUAAAAUAAUCAGGCGUAAAUGUAUGCGAAUAAGAAUGAAUAGAAAUCGUGUUACACCACAAACUGUUGAAGAAUCAAAAUCAUCAAAAGAUGGAAGUUAA
Molecule: messenger RNA, 999 nt
Organism: Adineta steineri
Lineage: Eukaryota; Metazoa; Rotifera; Eurotatoria; Adinetida; Adinetidae
Source: the annotation of a GenBank genome assembly